This is a messenger RNA of Myotis brandtii (Brandt's bat), 1470 nucleotides long. Its product is annotated as F-box only protein 31. The transcript is spliced from 3 exons. The record is from RefSeq and is a predicted model, not a curated record. NCBI's taxonomy places the organism in Eukaryota, Metazoa, Chordata, Mammalia, Chiroptera, Vespertilionidae. Gene Ontology annotation, molecular function: protein binding. Bases 1 to 1470 code for a protein of 489 amino acids.
AUGGAGGAGUGCGCUUGCCUCUGCCUCGUGGGCUCUUCGCAGGGAUGUCAGUGUAGUAGUCAGAAGCGCCAGCGCCCAGCUGAGACGGCAGCGGCCGAUGGCAAGCAGUCUCCAGCUCUGCCAGAAAAGCACCUCGAGGCGGACGCGGCAGCACGGUGCUGUGCAGGGAGUGGAGGAAUCGCGAGCCCCAUGCCGACCCUGCACUGCUCCCUGCAGGACCUGCCAGUGGAGAUGCUGGUGGAGAUCUUCGCCUCGCUCCCUGGCACCGAUCUGCCCAGCCUGGCCCUGGCCUGCACCAAAUUCCACCACAUCCUGCACACCGACAGCAUCUGGAGACGGCGCUGCCGGGAGGAGUUUGGCGCUUGUGAAAACUUGCAGAACCUGGAGAUGAUGGGUGUGUCUUAUCGAGAAGUCUAUGCGAAGCUGCUCCAUCCAUACAGACACAUUUUGGGAUUGUGGCAGCUAGAUACUGAGGGCUAUAGAACACUGCUGAAUGUCGUGGUGGAUGGCUUAUGCAUUACUGGUUGGACAUUCAGGCCUUGCCUUAACGCCCAUGUGGAUCGCCCAAUGCAAUUCAAGCCCGCGUUCAGAAUUCGCCUGACGGAGAGGAAAUCAGCCACGGUGGAGUGCAUGGAAGGCCGCAUUAGCAGGCCCCACAGCCGCCACGUGCAUAUUCAGAAGAACAGGCUCACCCUCCAGUGCAACAAAACAGACCACCUUAAGGAUUUACCAAUGCGGCUUAGGGACGAAUGGGGGCGGGUGCUGGUGCAGGAGGACAGACAGCGGUAUGACUGCCUGACCUACCGCCGCCUCUACCUCCCGCCAAGCCACCCGGACGACCUCAUCAGGCCAGGUCUUUUCCAAUACAACUACGAUGCCUUCGGCCUAUCGAUUGCCAUGCUCAGCUUCCAUGGGAAGUAUGCCAGGGUCACGAAGGUCACGGGAGACUUCAAACCGAGGUUGGAGAUCCACCUCAUGCACCGCAUCCAGCUGCGAGAUGGCGAGAUCUUCCGCAGCUUCAACGAGCUCUCCCGCGUGGUCCAGGAGAUUGACGAGCAGCAGCAGCAGCAGCAGCAGCAGCAAGAAGAUGGGACUGAGGAAAGCGAGGGCCAUGGCUGGCAGAGCCCUGCCCAGCCCAGCGUCGGGGAGUCCGGGGCUGCAGCUUCGGAGGAGCAGCCUGUUCCAUUUGUUCUGCCUGUGGACGUGCACUCAUUUGACCAGGACUACCCUCGAACCUGCAGGAUGUGUUUCUAUGGCGUGGAAACUUUUACCUUACCUGGCUUCGCCGACCCCAUGCGCCUCCCUGUAGUCUUCAUCCUGUUCGAUGAGAACCACUUCGGGUUCAUCUGGCUGGAGGCGAAAUACUUCUUCCUGUUCGGCAGAGUCCAGAACACUUUUCAGAAUGUGGAGGCACCGUCUGGGCAGGCCUUCCUGGAGAUGCUCUCGAACAUUCAGUCCAGACCCCUGUGA